AUGAGACCCGCUUAUGUUGGAAUCUGCGGAAGUGAUAUUCAUGAAUAUAUGUCGGGACCUAUUCUGGUUUCCAAAAAAGCCUACUCUGCGAGUGGGAAACAAGCCCCCGUCACACUAGGCCACGAAUUUAGUGGCAUCAUAGAAGAGGUCGGCGAGGACGUCAAGGGCCUUCUCAAGGGACAACGAGCAGUCGUCCGGCCAACAAUCUUCGAUGGAAAAUGUCCUGCCUGCAAGAACGGAAACAGGCAUUGCUGCGAAAAUAUCAGAUUCAUCGGCCUCAGUGGAUACGGUGGUGGUAUGGCUCAUUUUAUCGUGGCACCGCCAGAGCACUUCUAUCCCUUGCCAAAUGAUGUUUCGCUAGAAGCCGGUGCACUCGUGGAGCCACUGGCAGUGGCUUGGCAUGCAGUCAAUCUGUCUCCAUUUAAAGCCAAUGACACUGCACUCGUUCUGGGUGGAGGUCCUAUUGGGAUCGGUGUGAUUCAAGUACUCAAGCUGCAGGGCGCGAGAAACAUCAUCCUUGUGGAGCUAAUGGAGAAUCGCAAGAAGCUUGCGGAAGAGCUUGGCGCUACCCACAUCUUCGAUCCUAGGGAAUGCGAUAUUCCCACCGAAGUUUCGAAAGUAACAAAGAAAGUGGGCGCGGAUGUUAUAUUUGACUCUGCUGGUGUCGAGAAAGCUCUGAAUGGGAUUAUUCCAGCAUGUCGUGUCCAUGGGACAAUCGUCAAUAUCGCAGUUUGGGAGGGCAAACCGUCGCUCGAUGUCAAUAAUAUGACAUACAGCGAGAUCAACUACAUGGGGGCUGCACUAUAUGACGAGAUGUCGUUUCUCAAUGUGAUUCAGGCAUUGAGCUACGGCCAGCUGAACACUGAGAAGAUGAUUACAGCGAGGAUAAAGCUAGAGGACGCAGUGGAGAAGGGCUUACAGGAGUUAAUUCAUCAUCGCGAUCGCCACUGCAAGAUUCUCAUUGAUGCGCAAACAUGA
Messenger RNA from Penicillium argentinense, 978 nucleotides. Its product is annotated as 2,3-butanediol dehydrogenase. Gene Ontology annotation, biological process: butanediol biosynthetic process. Gene Ontology annotation, cellular component: cytoplasm. The record is from RefSeq and is a predicted model, not a curated record. Gene Ontology annotation, molecular function: zinc ion binding; (R,R)-butanediol dehydrogenase activity. The coding region runs from base 1 to 978 and encodes 325 amino acids. Lineage: Eukaryota; Fungi; Ascomycota; Eurotiomycetes; Eurotiales; Aspergillaceae. The transcript has 4 exons.